AUGAUUGGGAAAAAUGCCAAGAAGAGGAGUUACAACAAAGAUUGCAAGUGGGAGCAAGCUGUUCAGGUGCGAGAUAAUGUGUUGGGAUCAUUAUGGAGGAACCUUAGUCCACCAAAGGUGGAAAUUUUCUCCUGGUUGGCUCUACAAGGUAGGUUAGUUACUAGAUCUAUUCUUGCUAGCAGAAAUGUGAUUCCAGAGGGUCAAACGCUUCUCUGCCAGUUUUGCUCUUUGUAUGAGGAAACACCGGAGCAUCUCCUUUUGCAUUGUUCGUUUUCUUGGAACAUUUGGUCGAUAAUUAUGCAAUGGUGGAAGUUGGAAUGGGUAUGUCCCCCUUCUCUGGCAGUCUUAGCUACUUGGGGGUUUGGCAACAGGUUUCGAAAUUUGGAACGGCACAUUUGGGAGGUGACUUUCUUUGGUACUUUGUGGUCUUUGUGGCUUGCGAGGAAUGACCUCAUGUUCAACAAUCUAUCAAGGUCUGCGAGUGAGGUAGGGGAUCUAGUCAAGACAAGGGUGGCUAUGUGGAUGAAAACUAAGUUCGACAUCAAGAUGUACUCGGUGGAGGAGUUUAAGAGCUUUCUAGGUGGAAUCCGUACACUAAAGCUCUAA
Rhododendron vialii is the source of this 606-nucleotide messenger RNA. RefSeq lists its product as uncharacterized. Lineage: Eukaryota; Viridiplantae; Streptophyta; Magnoliopsida; Ericales; Ericaceae. The transcript has 2 exons. The record is from RefSeq and is a predicted model, not a curated record. Bases 1 to 606 code for a protein of 201 amino acids.